UAUUUGUUGCAGUUGGCUACGCCCUCCAGCUCACCAAAAACAGCCUCAAAAACAACCAUUUCCUCUCUGCUGAGACACAGGGGGAGAAUGCACGCGUGCGCGGGCGCGCACACACACACCGACACACUCACAUACUUCCCCACAGCAGGCUCUCUGCUUUCCAGGACCAGCCGUUUCGUGUUGGAGGCACCAGGCAGGGGCUCAGACAGCACAGAGGCUGCUCAACCCGCACUGCUCCCCGCGGCCCUGCUCAGUGCCUGCCUACCGCACGGGCUGUGCUCGGAGCGCAGCUGGUUGUAAGGAGUGAGGCCGCUGACACCACGCUGCUGCCUGUCUCUCCUCUCCCGUCACUCUGUGUUCUCCCGCGUGGGGGACAAGAGGCUGCCCGUCUCCCUGGGCCUCUGCUCCCCAGGACGACGGCGCAUUCAGGACUCUGGGCUCUCGCUGGUGCCCUGUUUCCUUCUCGGGAUGGGCCACGCAGUCGCCUGCAGAGCAGGUCUGUCCCUGCUCCAGGUGCAGGAAGGCGGGUAAGGAGGACCGUGAGGUGGGCUCACCGGCACCUGUUGCACGGGCCUUCCCAACCCUCCAAGAAUGAACGGUGAUGUCCUCUAGCCGCCCCUAGCGCGUCUUGGUUCUCCCAGGCCACAGCAACUGACCAGGACCGGGACUUUCUCCACAAGCGGUUGGCACCAGCCGUCAGUGAUGACUGUCCAGAAACUGGUGGCCACCGCCGUGCUGGUGGCCCUGGUCUCUCUCAUCCUCAACAAUGCGGCAGCCUUCACCCCCAACUGGGUGUACCAGACGCUGGAGGACGGGCGCAAGCGAAGCGUGGGGCUCUGGAGGUCCUGCUGGCUGGUGGACAGGGCCCGGGGCGGGCCGAACCCCGGGGCCAGGCCCGGACAGGCGGACACAAGGGAGUGCGAGGCCCUGGGCUGGGGCUCUGAGGCCGCAGGCUUCCAGGAGUCCAGAGGCACCGUCAAACUGCAGUUCGACAUGAUGCGAGCCUGCAACCUGGUUGCCACGGUGGCCCUUGCUGCGGGCCAGCUCACUUUCAUCCUGGGGCUGACGGGCCUGCCCCUCAUGUCGCCGGAUUCCCAGUGCUGGGAGGAGGCCAUGGCUGCUGCGUUCCAGCUGGCGAGUUUUAUCCUGGUCAUUGGGCUGGUGACGUUCUACAGAAUCGGCCCGUACACCAGCCUGUCCUGGUCUUGCUACCUGAACAUUGGCGCCUGCCUCCUGGCCACCCUGGCAGCCGCCAUGCUCAUCUGGAACAUUCUUCACAGGAGAGAGGACUGCAUGGCGCCCCGAGUAAUUGUCAUCAGCCGCUCCUUGACGGCUCGGUUUCGCCGGGGGCUAGACAAUGACUAUGUGGAGUCACCGUGCUGACGGGUGCCAGGGAGGGGCCCUGCCUGGGACUUUAUCCACUGUAAUGGAACAGUCUAGAAACCGAGGGACUGCCUGCUGGAGGCGGCGAUUCCCAGGGUUUCUCCUAUAUGCAUAUGUACGAUACACAGGUAUGUUUACUAUGUUUAUAUAAAUAUAUGAUCAUAUAUCGUCCGUGCCAGCCUCCCCGACCCACUCACAACCUGGCUUCACGCUCACGCACGUCGCAAGGCGGCCAGCCCGAGAUGCACGUGAGGGCGCAGCUGCCCUGCUCAGCGCCCAGGUCUGGGGUUAAUUUAUUCUGUGCCUGCUGAGACGGGCACCACGGCCACCCUUUCUUUGGUGAAGUAGAACAUCCCGGGAAAUUUUCUGGAAAUGGCUGUAUUUUCCUCGAGGGGCUCAGAAUUUAUAAUCAGAUGGUUAUGGCUUUAGGACAGGAAGGAGUUAGUAAUGUCCGUUUGUGCCUGAUUAUUUUUCUAAGUUAAAAUAAAAUGGAAACCUCUUACCACUGUC
Molecule: messenger RNA, 1893 nt
Organism: Myotis davidii
Lineage: Eukaryota; Metazoa; Chordata; Mammalia; Chiroptera; Vespertilionidae
Gene: TMEM204
Product: transmembrane protein 204
Exons: 3
Coding region: 703-1383 (226 amino acids)
Source: RefSeq, a predicted model, not a curated record